AUGCCAAAUAUUCGUGAGCCUGGCAAAGUUAACCCCGGCCGGCGUGUAGGAACCGAUGUUUUCCACCCCGUUUCCAAAACUGGUGGACAAAUGAGCCCCAGCGGCCUGGGAUGGAUCAUUGUGGACAGUUUAGACACGUUGAUGAUCAUGAAUCUUACGACACAGCUCUCCGAUGCCCGGAAAUGGUUGAAUCGCGGCUUGAGCUAUGAUCAGGACCAAGAUGUGAAUACCUUUGAGACCACCAUUCGUAUGCUCGGCGGGCUACUAUCGGCACACUACCUAUCGACCCAACUUCCAGACGUAUCCUCCCGCCGGGACUACAUUUAUAUGGCCAAAGCACUCGACUUGGCUGAUAGGCUUUUGAGCGCCUAUGACACCAAAACGGGAAUUCCCUAUGCCAGUGUCAACAUUGGGACCCGAAAAGGUCUUCCAUCUCACACGGAUGGUGGGGCUUCGUCGACAGCCGAGGCGGCCACUCUGCAGUUGGAGAUGAAGUACCUCGCGCAACUGACGGGACAGGAGGUCUAUUGGCGCAAAGCCGAGCACAUUAUGGAGGUGCUCGAUGGCCACCGCAUGCAAGAUGGCCUGUUGCCUAUCUUCGUCAAUCCGCACACAGGCAGUUUCCAUACUAAGAAAUCCGCCUCGGUAGUCGCGGUGACUCCUACUAUGGGAAUUGGUGGUAAGCUAUCGCCAAAAAUGGACCAUCUUGUUUGUUACUUGCCCGGUUCGAUCGCAAUUGGUGCUACGGAAGGACGAACAGAAGCUGAGGCUUGUAAGCUGCCGUCCUGGAGUGCGCAGAAGGAGAGACAGAUGGAACUGGCAAGAGAAUUGAUGAAGACUUGCUGGGCGAUGUACGCUGUCACUGAAUCCGGUCUCGCUCCGGAGAUCUCUUGGUUCGAGGCCGAUUCCGACGAGCUCAAGCCAAAUUCCAGGUCAUCAAGUCGACCUUGGCCGCGAAGCAGCAACAAGAAGGAUUCUUGGAAACAAGACUUCAAUAUCAGACCUGCCGAUGCCCACAACCUGCAACGUCCGGAGACUGUGGAGAGUCUCUUCUUAAUGUUCAGAGUUACGAAUGACCCCAUCUACCGAAAAUGGGGCUGGGAGAUCUUCAAGGCGUUCCAGAAACACACCCUGGUUCCCGAUGGAGAGGGAUAUACGUCUUUGCACGAUGUGACUCAAACUACGCCGUCCCAACGUGACAAUAUGGAGAGCUUUUGGCUGGUGAGACAUACACUUCUCCAUGUUCCCUGA
Messenger RNA from Penicillium odoratum, 1251 nucleotides. Its product is annotated as glycoside hydrolase family 47 protein. Gene Ontology annotation, molecular function: calcium ion binding; mannosyl-oligosaccharide 1,2-alpha-mannosidase activity. The transcript is spliced from 4 exons. Gene Ontology annotation, biological process: N-glycan processing; carbohydrate metabolic process. NCBI's taxonomy places the organism in Eukaryota, Fungi, Ascomycota, Eurotiomycetes, Eurotiales, Aspergillaceae. Bases 1 to 1251 code for a protein of 416 amino acids. The record is from RefSeq and is a predicted model, not a curated record. Gene Ontology annotation, cellular component: endoplasmic reticulum; membrane.